AUGCCCUUCCCAAAUGCUUUACAUAACCCUGAUUUGCGUCUACAACAUCAUGUUCAAAUCGUAUUCCUUUGGCACUCUUUCAGUCUGGAAGCAUAUCGGAGCAGCGCAUUAUGGCGGUGCGUCCGCGUCCGCGACACGCUUGGAGAGCCACGGGACGCGGGCCGCGCUCAAUCCCGACAGUAGAUGGCAGCAGCCCAAGAAAGCUGAUCCUGUCCGGUUCGCCACUGCUCUGCCUUUCAGUUGUGCAGCAGCACUCGGACUGGAGGCAGCGGUGGUUUGAGGGACGUCCAAUGAAACAGAAGAGCCGCCAGCUGCUCCUUUCGACUUUUAAGCGUAGCCUGUCCUCCGCACCCGGAGACAGCACGUUCUGAAACCGCCAUGGAAGACAAAUCCAAUUCGUUCUCGAGCAACAAAGAGGAGAAAGCGGAUGGGAAUAAUGUGUUCCAGAGGCAAGACUCGCUCUUGAAGAACAGCAUGGGGAGCCAGAACAUGAAAGAACACGGCAACUCAGUGAGUGCAAAGGGGGACCGGGAAGAAGCCAUGGUCGGGUUUGACGAUAUGGACGCCGCGUCCAGGCAAUCCGGGUUUAUGCAGCGGCAAUUUGGAGCCAUGAUGCAGCCCGGGGUGAAUAAGUUCUCCUUGCGGAUGUUCGGGAGUCAGAAAGCCGUGGAGAAAGAGCAGGAGAGAGUGCAGACGGCUGGAUAUUGGAUCAUUCACCCCUAUAGUGAUUUUAGGUUCUACUGGGACUUGAUAAUGCUCAUCAUGAUGAUGGGGAAUCUAAUUAUCAUUCCUGUGGGAAUUACCUUCUUUUCCGAGCAAACUACCACCAGCUGGCUCAUCUUCAACGUGGCCUCGGACACCAUCUUCCUGGUGGACCUGGUCAUGAACUUCAGAACUGGAAUUGUGAACGAGGAGAGCUCGGAGAUAAUCCUGGACCCAAAGGUCAUUAAGAUGAACUACCUGAAGAGUUGGUUCGUGGUAGACUUCCUGUCCUCCAUCCCGGUGGAUUAUAUCUUUCUAAUAGUAGAGAAAGGCUUUGAUUCGGAGGUCUACAAGACGGCCCGAGCGCUGCGUAUCGUCCGCUUCACCAAAAUCCUCAGCUUGCUCCGUCUUCUCAGGCUUUCACGCCUCAUCAGAUACAUCCACCAGUGGGAGGAGGUGAGGGGACAGUGUGUGUAUGAGUGUGUGAGUGAACGAACUAUGACACAGAUGGCCUUUAGUAACACGCUUAGGAUUUGUUAGCUUCCAGUAUGAACAAGAAGAGAUGCCAUUACA
This is a messenger RNA of Carassius auratus (goldfish), 1275 nucleotides long. RefSeq names its product potassium/sodium hyperpolarization-activated cyclic nucleotide-gated channel 1-like. The coding region runs from base 379 to 1242 and encodes 287 amino acids. Gene Ontology annotation, biological process: potassium ion transmembrane transport; sodium ion transmembrane transport; regulation of membrane depolarization. Gene Ontology annotation, cellular component: HCN channel complex; membrane; dendrite. The transcript has 2 exons. Lineage: Eukaryota; Metazoa; Chordata; Actinopteri; Cypriniformes; Cyprinidae. Gene Ontology annotation, molecular function: voltage-gated potassium channel activity. The record is from RefSeq and is a predicted model, not a curated record.